Messenger RNA from Scophthalmus maximus (turbot), 5572 nucleotides. RefSeq names its product coiled-coil and C2 domain containing 2A (gene cc2d2a). Gene Ontology annotation, biological process: non-motile cilium assembly; protein localization to ciliary transition zone. Lineage: Eukaryota; Metazoa; Chordata; Actinopteri; Pleuronectiformes; Scophthalmidae. Gene Ontology annotation, cellular component: ciliary transition zone. Bases 218 to 5182 code for a protein of 1654 amino acids. The transcript is spliced from 38 exons. The record is from RefSeq and is a predicted model, not a curated record.
GCAGCAGUUUAUCUCGUUACUAGGCAGCGACAACGGCGGCGCUUACUGCCUCGGAAACUUGCUAACUCAGGAGCGCAGAGAUGUGAAUACUGAAAGAAGUUAGUCGGUUGUUAUACAGACUAGACCACAACAGCAGUAUAUAAAUAUAUAUAAAUAUAUAUAUAUAUAUAUAUAUAUAUAUGGCCGCUUUGAGUACUUACUAGGAAGAACCGUCACCAUGGCUUCCUCGAGUGACAUUCGCCAAAAGCUGCGGAAGAAGGGACGGGCGUUGCACGAAACGUUGGCGAGGCACAAAAACGAGGACGACGUCCAGGCUCUGGUUCCAUCCACUAAGUUGAGGGAGGGGAGACCACCGGCCACUGUGAAGCAGGAACUUCAAGACAGUGGGGAAGAUCUCGGAGAGACACUGAAACGCAGAUUCAAGGAUCAGAGACAGAGGCGGAAGAAAAGGCUGCUUGAGCAGUCUGCAGCCCAGGAGUCCCAUGAUGACGUGGAGGAGAUAUCCAGCAUUCAGCCCCACAGUGAAAAUGAGGGAGCAGCUGAGAAGGCAGCAGACCCCGUGGUUUGUUCCCGGCCCCCGACUGGUUCUCGGAGAGGUCUCUCCUCAACAAUGCAGCAUGCCACUGGUUCACAGUCUUUAGACACCUCUGUGACACAACAUCUGGAAGAGAAGCUGAGAGCAGCCAUAUCUAAAGGUCAGUCAGCCAGUCGCCUACAGAGCCUCAGAGACAGAGGCACUGUGACAAGGUUUGACAGAGAGAUUGAUCCUGACAGAGCUGGAAGACAUGAUGUCCUUCCUGACCUCAGCACCAGGGUCAAGCUCCAAAAAGGAUCAAAACAAGCAGAGAAAGGCCUCCCGACUGCUGAGGAGGCAUACAAUUUCUUUACGUUCAACUUUGAGCCAGAUGCACAAGAUGGGACUGAGAGGAUUAGCAGGGAAAGACGAAAACAGAAAAAAACAACUGACGAGGACAGAGAUGACGGAGGAGGAGAUGAAGAUGAACAUCAAGAAAACAGUGACAUGGAUGAAGAUAGUCAAGAUGAAAAUGAAGACCAGAGUGAAGAAACUCCUUUGGUUAGAGACGAAGAGGAGAAUUUAUUCGUCAUUGAAAAGUCGUCCCAAGACUUCCUGGAAGUGAGAAAAGCAGAGUAUAUUCGGUACCGAAAACGUAUUCAGAGAGAAAGUGAGCUUCUCUAUACGCCAAGUAACCGACCAGUGCCAACCUCAAUUAAACUGCCUGAAAAUGUGCAGCCCCGAUAUCUAGAAGAUGAGGGUCUGUAUGUAGGGAAGAGGCCCCCCGUGUCCCAGACUAAUAAGAACCUUCUGGAGAACCGCAUUCUAAAAAUGGAAGAGGGAAAGAAGUGGUUUGGAGAUGACGGCAGUGUCAUUGCUCUGCCUGACCCCAUAAAGGAAUCAUUCACAAGACCACCUCUCUUCCACAUGGAGGAGGACCUGCACCCUGCACUGCAAACUGUAUACAGGAAGGCACUGAAGUCCAAGGAUGCAAAUAUGUACAUCGCCGGUACAGCGGAUCCUGAGGGAGACUAUCAACUUGAUGUGGAUGUUUCUGGGCUGAUCUUCUCCCAUCACCCGCUAUUCAGUCGCGAACAUGUCCUGGGGGCCCGUCUAGCUCAGCUGUAUGAUCGGUACCUGACCAGGCAGCACAAUAACCUCACAGGACACCUUACUGACAAGUUGAAUGGCUUGAGGAGUGCGCUGCGGAAUAUGCUUGAGAUCCACGGGGGCCAGAGCCUCACUCAGGGCAUGCAGCAGAGGAUAUAUGACUACAGUCUGGAGGUUCGAAAUACCCGGCAGCUCCGAGACAGCGAGCAGGAGAAAGACCGGACUCUGCUGAAGAACAUAAUUAAAGUGUGGAAGGAUAUCAAGGCCCUGAGAGAGUUUCAGAAGUUCACCAACACACCCUACAAGCUCUACCUCAGAAAACAGAAUGUCGACCGGGCGUCAGAUGAGCGGGAGUUUGAAGACGAAAUCUUGGCAGAAGUUAUGGAAUUGGAGGCUGAGAGCGAGGAAGACUACCAAAGAAGGCUGGCAGAGUAUAAGAAACAGCUGGGGGAGUGGAAGCUCUCGAGAAGAAAACAGAAAGCCAAAAAAAAGAAGAGAAAAAAGAAGGAGAAGGGCAAGGUACAGGAUGACAAAGAAGAAAUAAAAGGUGAAGACCAGGAGUUGAGUGAAUCAGAAGGUUUUGUUGAAGAAGAUCUUCCAAAGCCGGAAGCUCCCAACAUGCCAGACUUUGACUCUAUAGAGCAGCGAGUCAGAGAGAAAGCCUCCAGGAUAUGCAGGAAACCAGGAGAGCCUGUCCUGAUUCCUGAGCUGUGUGCUUCUGGAAACGCCACCGCCAGUGAACUGUGCCCCAGGGCUGAAAUAGCUCGAAGAGAGGACGUUACAAGGCGCCAUCUUUUCGUGAAGAUCCUAUACAAUGACAAAGAAGUUUCCCGAACUGAGAGCCGCCCCCUCAACACUGACUUCAGAGUGCACUUUGGUCAGAUUUUUAAUCUGAAGAUAAUUAACUGUCCCCAAAGCAUUAAUCUGCAGGUGUUUGAGGAGAUUGGAUCGUCGUGUUCCCUCCUGGCUCAAGUGUUCAUCCCAGUGCCAGAACCCUCUGUCUUGACGGGUAGCGCCCCUCUUGAGGAAUUUGAGUUUAGCAGCAACCAGAGAGUGAUGUUCGACCAUGAGGGAGUUGGAAGUGAUGUCCCCCUUUCCUUCGAGGCUGAUGGCAGUAACAAUCAGACCCUGCUGACCUCUGGUAAACUGUCCUGCUGUGUUUCCUGGGGUAUUGGGGAGGACGAUGUCCCACUUGCCCCUCCUGUGUCUCAACAACCUGGCGGCGUCCACAGUGGCCUGGGCCGACUUGAUGCUGUCACAUGUAUCGGGGCAUCUGGACUUUAUGACAUGAAAAAAAUUGGGGAGUGGGCCACACAGUCACGACUGGACCCCAACGAUCCAAAAAAUGCCUCCAUCAUGCAGCUGCUGAAAGUGGCCAGAAGUGGAGAGGUGACAGCUCCAGACUAUUUCCGACUAGAGCAGCUCCAGGAGGAGUUUAACUUUGUGACUGAUGAAGAGUUUGAGAGUUCCAAACGAUUUCGCCUGCUCAGGCUCAGGAACAAAGGAGUUGGAGAGUUUCGAAAUUACAAAUUAGUUCCUGCCCUUGAGAGAGAGGUCUCUGACAAGGUGUUCCAGGAUUAUGAGAAGAGACUGAAAGAAGAAGAUAUAAUUGACACCAAAGAGCAUCUGGAUUCACACAGAGCUUUAGUCGCCAAAUACCUUCAGAAGAUCCGAGAAUCAGUCAUCAACAGAUUUCUUCUUGCCAAGCAUCGCUACCUCCUGUCGGACUUAGUGAUCGAAGAGGAGAUUCCAAGCAUUGGGUUUCUGGGAAUCAACCUUUUCAAGCUGGCUGAGCCAAAGCGGCCGCUGAAACCUCAGAGGAAAGAGAGAAAGAAGGUGACGGCUCAGAAUCUGUCCGAUGGAGACAUCAAACUGCUGGUGAACAUCAUCCGGGCCUACGACAUCCCCGUCCGCAGACCCCAGAGCAAUAAGCCAGGACAGUCGCCUCAGAGCGCCAUGCAGGGCAGCGACUGGCUCAUCGGCCAGGUACAAGUGAGGCCAUUUGUGGAGAUUUCCUUCCAGCGCACGGUUCUUCAAACAACCACAGCUGAUGGACCGAACCCCUGCUGGAACGAGGAGCUGCAGCUGCCAUUCACUGCCCCAAAUGGUGACUACAGCAUUGCCAGCUUGCAGUCAGUCAAAGAUGAAGUCUUCAUCAACAUAUUUGAUGAGGUGGUUUAUGAAAUUGGAGUGAAUGACAAAGACGGUGGUAAAUCGAUACACACCCGGGCAGAGAAGCACUGGUUAGGCUCUGUCAAGAUUCCCUUCAGCACCAUUUACUCUCAGUCCAGGAUUGAUGGAACAUUCAAGGUGAACACACCAGCAGUGCUGCUGGGGUACAGUAAGGAGAGGAGCCAUGGCAGCAGUGGAGGCUAUGAUAUGUUGCGAAGUCUGAGCGAGGGAGCAUUUAUCACACUCUUCAUCACCAUCGAACCUCAGCUGGUGCCUGGGGAGUCUAUCAGGGAGAAGUUUGACAGCCAGGAGGAUGAGCGGUUACUGCAGGCCUCAGAGAGAUUUGAGUGGGAUGCAGCGCAGGGAUAUCCGGACAGACCCUGCAUUUCCACCGUCACAGACCUCAGCGGGAAAACGGUCUUCAUCACACGUUAUAUUCGACCGCUCAACCCCCCACAGGAGCUACUGGAUGCCUUCCCUAAUAACCCCCAGGAGGCCACGACCCUGGUGGCCCGGUUCGUUUCGCUCAUCCCUUCUCUGCCAGACAGAGUCUCGUUUUCUGGUGUCUGCGACCUGUGGAGCACCUGUGAUCAAUUCCUCACCCUCCUUGCAGGAGAUGAAGAAGAGCACGCUGUUCUGUUGUGCAACUACUUUAUGUCAAUGGGCAAGAAAGCCUGGCUCAUCAUAGGCACUGCGAUACCAGAGGGACCCACAGCAUAUGUGCUGACCUUUGAGCAGAGCCGCUACCUGAUAUGGAAUCCCAGCAGUGGUCAGUACUAUGGCCAGUAUGACACCUUCUGCCCACUGCAGACAGUCGGUUGCCUAGUCAAUGCUGACAAUGUGUGGCUAAACAUUCAAGAAUGUACCUCUCCAAUGAGGAUGAGUUUUGACCUCACAAAAACAAAUAUCUGGAAGCCCUUUUUCUCCCGCUCAUUUUCACACCCUGGGCUGUCUAGUGUACAGCCAGAGAAGCUGGUAUAUCGACGCACAGACAAUGCAGCUGCAGCAGAGCUUCAGGACAGAAUUGAGAAGAUCCUGAAGGAGAAGAUCAUGGAGUGGCGCCCUCGUCACCCAACCCGCUGGAACCGCUUCUGCACCACCACCCUCAAACGGUUCCUUCCGAAACUGGAGCUGAGCGGUGGGCGGGACAUGGCUGAGGGGCACCGCCACGAGUUGCAGAGCCUGCUGGGAGACAACAGGAUUUCAGGAUUCCCCCUGCACCUGCCAUUCUCCGAGAUCCGGCCCAUCAUAGAGGCAGUGCACAGCACUGGAGUUCACAAUAUUCAGGCAUCCAAUGUGGAGUUUGCGCUGGCUGUGUACGUGCACCCUUAUCCUGACAAUGUCCUGUCUGUGUGGGUGUACUUGGCCUCGCUCGUCUGCCCAUGACAUGAGACUCACUGAUGAAUUGCUGCUUUUGUAGAUAGAUAAACUUUAUUGUCAAUAAAGCUCAUUACAUUACUCACUUUGUUUGCACACCACUGUACACUAUACAAAUUUACAUCAGAUAAAUCCUAAUAAUAUUUAGUAAUGAUUUUGCUAUCUACAAAUCAUAUGCAAUCCUUUCACCAAAGUCCCAUAUCAUAAAAAAGUAAGAUUUCCAUGUCUUGUUGCAUUGCAUCUUCGACAAUAAAGGCUUUCUACUUCUACUUGUUUGAUAAAGAAGCAGGUCUAGGUGUUGUGUAAAUACUGUGAAAGUACCAAAGCGCUCAGUCUACUUGGAAAUGCACAAGGCCGUAUUUCACUUCUUCUAAUAAACUUGCAAAAUAUUUUUGAAAA